Anopheles moucheti is the source of this 11244-nucleotide messenger RNA. Its product is annotated as unconventional myosin-IXa-like. Gene Ontology annotation, molecular function: microfilament motor activity; protein binding; GTPase activator activity. The coding region runs from base 1 to 8994 and encodes 2997 amino acids. The transcript has 16 exons. Gene Ontology annotation, cellular component: myosin complex. NCBI's taxonomy places the organism in Eukaryota, Metazoa, Arthropoda, Insecta, Diptera, Culicidae. The record is from RefSeq and is a predicted model, not a curated record. Gene Ontology annotation, biological process: intracellular signal transduction.
AUGCAUUUCGUUGGGCUGUUGCGACAGAACCACAAUCGGCUGCCUCUGACCCCGCGUGAUGCAGCUCGAUCAGAACUGCAAGCCACUGUGCAGGAGCCGCAAUCAAGCAAUUCCCAGUGCACCAAGAGUUCCAAAAUGCAGAGCGGCAAGAGAAACCUAAUGAAGUUGAAUGCUGCUGCUGCUUCACCGCCAUCUUCAAAAGCAGCGACUGAACCGAUGAAAGGCAGCAAACCAUCUCAACAGAAGGAUAUCAGUGCCAACCACCAGGAAGAUGACGGUGCGUUGCUGCAAGCCGAGAGGAAAGAGCAGCGACGGAUCGCGAGACGUUCGCGUCUGUAUUACGACGAUUUCGUCACACUGGACACGAGCAUUAUGCUGAAGGUAUACGUCGGUGCACUGUCGCUCCACUAUGAGGCGCUUAGUGUGGAAGCAUCGAAACAGACAACGGCAGAGGAGAUCGUUUCCUGUAUCGUCGAGCGGCUGGGUCUAACGGGAAACAACUAUGAGCUGGCGGAAGUGGCCGGCGAGUGCAAGGAGAGGCGACUUUCCGCGCACGAAAAACCCGUCUCCGUUAUGCUGCUGUGGCCGAUGCACUCGGAGAAAGAUUUUCAUAGAUUCUAUCUACGUGAAAUACAAACCGACGUUCCUUGGCUAGAUAGUUACGGACUCGAUCCACAGAUACUUAGAGAUUUUAUACCAUUUUUGUUGCAAAAAGAAAAUAGAGAAUAUCCUGACCUGUGCCAACUACCAGAUCUUAAUGAAGCAACACUACUCGAGAACCUCCGUCAGCGGUUUGAGGCCGGCCACAUCUACACGUACGUCGGCAGCAUCCUGAUCGCCGUGAACCCGUUCAAGUUUCAUCCAAUCUACAAUCCAAAGUAUGUGCGGCUGUACCAGAAUCAGCGGAUCGGACCGAUCCUGCCGCCGCACAUCUUCGCCAUCGCGGACAACGCUUACUAUAACAUGCUGAAGGAGAAACGCAACCAGUGUAUCGUUAUCAGCGGCGAGAGCGGUUCCGGCAAAACCGAAAGCACCAACUUUCUGCUGCACCAUUUAACUGCACUCUCGCAGAAGGGCGCCCACGGGUCGGGCGUGGAGCAAACCAUCCUCAGUGCCGGACCCGUCCUGGAAGCGUUCGGCAAUGCAAAAACGGCUCACAACAACAAUAGCAGUCGGUUCGGAAAGUUUAUCCAAGUGAAUUACCGCGAGAAUGGCAUGGUACAGGGUGCGGUUGUCCAGAAGUAUCUGCUCGAGAAGAGCCGCAUCGUUUCGCAGGGCCACUACGAGCGCAACUAUCACGUGUUCUACUAUCUGCUGUCCGGUGCCACCGAUACCGAACGGGAUGCGCUACAUCUGCUGCCGGCGGACAAGUAUCACUACCUGAAUGCAAAGAAUCUCACGCUGGAGAACUGUGACGAGAAGUAUGAGUUCUCGCGCCUCAAACAGAGCAUGGAGAUGGUGGGCUUUUCGGCGGAGAAGCAACGCCGACUGUUUAACGUACUGUCGGCCGUACUGCUGCUCGGUAAUGUGGAGUUCUUCCCGAAGAAGUCCACCUACCAUCACGACGAAAGCGUGCAGGUGCGAAACCCGGACGUGGUCGGUCUCAUAUCGGAGCUGCUGCGCGUCAAGCAGGAGACGCUGAUGUCGGCGCUCACAUCCAAGCGCGUGAAGGCAAGCGGUGAAACGCUAAUCAUGCAGUACAAGCUACCGGAAGCGAUCGCUGCCCGGGAUGCGCUAGCCAAGUGCCUUUACGGGGCGCUGUUCGACUGGAUCGUGCUGCAGGUGAAUCAUGCGCUGCUGAACAAGGAUCAGGUCUUGCAUACGGGUCACUCGAUCGGGGUGCUGGACAUAUUCGGUUUUGAGGAUUUUGGACCCCAGAAUAGCUUCGAGCAGCUGUGCAUUAACUACGCGAACGAGCAUUUACAGUAUUACUUCAAUCUGCACGUGUUCAAGUACGAACAAAAAGAAUACAAACGCGAGGGAAUUAAAUGGACUGAUAUAGAAUUUCUAGACAAUUACGGCUGCUUGCAGCUGUUUGAAUCGAAACCAUCCGGUUUGCUGUGUAUACUGGACGAUCUGUGCAAUUUUCCCGGUGCCACAAACGAAACAUUACUGCAAAAGUUCAACAGUGUUCACAAGGAUAAUGCAUUUUACGAAAAGCCACAGCGCAAAGAGAACGCAUUUAUCAUUAAGCAUUACGCGGGCAAGGUGAAAUAUCAGGUUGCCGAAAUGCGUGAAAAGAAUCUCGAUCUAAUGCGGCAGGACAUUGUGAGCGUGCUGAAAAAUUCGAGCAUGGCGUUCGUGCGCGAACUGGUCGGGGCGGACCCGGUAGCCGUGUUUAGGUGGGCGAUUUUGCGAGCCUUUUUUCGCGGCUAUUUUGCAUUCCGGUCUGCUGGCAUUAAGCAUCGGAAGGAACGCGCCGACAUGUCGUUCAACAAGUUGGCAACGAAGACACGAUACCGUGCACCGAACGAUAGUAUCGUAAGCCAUCUCGUGACGGUCUCAUCGGUGAACCUAACAAUCAAUCGAAUUGCCAAACGCAUCAGCAAUGCCAUGAGCGAUAUCACAUCGGGCCAUAGUAACAACCAGUCCGGCUCACCCGGUAGCAAUCUGUCCUACCAUAGACAGUCCCUUGGGAAUGCCGGUUAUGGUGGGAUCGGUUCGUCGUCACCGGGCGGUACUGGAGGUACACCGCGCCGGUCAUGGUCGAGCUUUGCGUUCAACAACAAAAAUUUCCCCGACGGCAAGCUGAACUACGAGUGCCACCAGCAGCAGGAUCAUGCCCCACAGUACCAAUCGAAACAUCAGCAAUCGGGGUCUGCCUCGUCCCUUUCUUCGGCUUACGGCAGUGGGGGAAAUGGCAAAUCAUCGACAAACGCAAACGCUUCCGGUGGUGCUGCACAGGCUGGCGGUGGAGCCACUAGUGGCAAAGGAUACGGGUUUGGGUCGGCAGCGGCUCGGAACCGGUUUGAACGCUCCGGCCAGGACGUAAUGGCUCGUGCGUCGCAGAUCGUAAUGAAAAACAAAUCCUUUCGUCCUCGAGAGCGCCCGAAAAAGGGACUCAAGAAUCUUCAAUCGGUGAAAACGCUUUCGGCCGGUCAGAAUCUGUCCAACCAAACCUCCGCCAUCAAAACGCGCAAACAGCCACUUACUGUGACAGCCCAGUUUCAAAAUUCAUUGAUCGCACUGAUGGAAACGCUAAACCAGGCAAAUCCAUUCUUCAUUCGGUGCAUCAAAUCGAACCCGAACAAAAUACCGAACCAGUUUGAUGAUGCAACAGUUACUAGACAGCUUCGGUAUACGGGCAUGCUAGAAACGGUCCGAAUAAGACGAGCAGGCUAUAACGUACGUCUAACGUAUGAGGAAUUCAUCCAGCUGUACCGCAUCCUGCUACCGAAGGGGCUGGUCAGCUCCCAGAAAGAUGUGCGGGACUUUAUGAGCACGAUGGAUUUGAACAAGCAGCACUACCAGCUCGGCCUGACCAAGAUUUAUAUGCGCGAGUCGCAAAAGAUACGGUUGGACAUUUCGCUGCACACCAAGAUCAUCGACAGCAUCAUCUGCAUUCAGCGCUGGUUCCGUGCGAUCCUGCAGCGCAAAAAGUAUUGCCAGUAUCGAACAGCGGCCUGCACCAUCCAGUCAUACUGGCGCGACUAUUUGCGCGAGAAGCAGGAGAAGUUUACGCGCAAAAUACGCAACCAUGCCGCCACGGUGAUUCAGGCGACGUGGCGCGGUUACACGGUGCGCAAUUGGUACGGCAAGCUAAAGACGGGCGUGUUGAUUAUUCAGGCCCGCAUCCGUGGCAACCAAGCGCGGUCGCGGUUCAAGGAGCUGCUCAGCAAGAAGUUGCAGCGUGAACGGUCCAAACUUCGCUCGACCCAAAGUCUGCCGGUGGAGCAACCGAUCGGUUCUACGGCUGCUGGUGGAUCGUAUGGAGGUGGUGGAGCAGGAUCAACGUAUCCGGAGGUAGUACAGGCGAUCGAACAUCGGAAGAAACCAAUACCGGUGGUGGGACGUAGCUUCGAGACGGCCAUUGACAUUGUGAACAAAAAUCGAGCCCUCUUCGCCGAUGACAGCAUGUCGGCUGACUUUAUCGACGACGAUGAGGAUGAGGAUGGGGAAGAGGAUGAUGAGGAAGAGACGCAAGGCAGUCGGCAGGCAACGGUGACGGCAGUUGUCGGAGAGGAGGAAGACGAUGACGAGGAUGAUGAGGAGGGUUACGAAGAUUUGGGUUUGGUUGAUGAUCCGCACUACAUGGCGAAUAACCGGCCAGCACUGAUGCAUCCGGUUAAGGCACCCGCACAAUCGACGACGGUGAAUAGCGCACUAUUAGAUAGGAAUGAAAAGUACAUCAAAAGUCUGGCCAUAUCUGGCGGUGCAGCGUCCUCUUCUGCGCCGUCUGCCGCGAACUAUUCUGCUCCCAUCGGUGGCAGCAGUUCGUAUCAGAAAACUCCCCUGCAGCGCCAGGAAGACGUACUCGAUCGACCGCUCCGUAUGUACGACAUUGAGCGGGCAAGCAAGAGCACCUUCGACGAUACCGAGCUGGCCAAGUAUCGGUACGAGCGGGGUGGUGUGAGCAGCACCGUGAAACUGCCCGUACGGCGUGUCGAUUCUGGCCCAUCGUCGGUGGCUGGCAGUGGGGCCAGUAGUGGAUCCGCCAUCGGUCGGCCGGGCGUGCAGCGGUUUCGCUACGGUGAUACGGCGUCGUACGGCGGCAGUGGCAUGAUUCGAAAUCAGAACCACAGCAAUAAUAGUUAUAGUAAUAGCAAUGUUGAAAUCGUGUUUGUAAAUACCGGACUAGAUAGUGUGGGGGCGCCGGCCGGAACCGGUGGUGGUGCUGGUUCCCUUUCGUCGUCGCCGGCCGCAAGGAAUCUCAAUCGAAAUAGCAUAAGCAGCGGAACGCUUACCCAGACCCAGGUACCAUCGUCGCUGACGGCCAGUAUGCGGAGGGACUCGUUGCCCAUAAGCCAUCACAGCAGCUUGGCGGCGAGUACGCGCACGCAGGGCGACGAAAUUAACUCCAACUAUCAUAUGCAUCAGCAGCAGCAGCAGCAGCAGCAGCAACAGCAACAACCGUCUUCGGCCGCGGUUUCCCACCACCAGCAAAGUCAAUCGACAUCCUCGUUGGCCCAUUCGCCCCAUUCGCUGCCGUUGGUAAGCUCGGGCCACAUUGGAAACUAUCAGAACUUGCAGUUUCCACCAACCUCGAACUAUCACCAACACCAUCAUCAUCACCAACAGUCGGUGUACAACAACAACGCCCAGCCGGUCGGAAAUGCGGGUGUGAAGAUGGCCACCUCUACGCCGUACAGCACGGGCAGCAAUAGUUCCUACCCGGGAGCAUCCGCGUCCGCCAGCAGUCAGCGUGUAUCGGCGGCAUAUCCGGAUGAUUUCGCACAAAACUACUACACGACGACGACUGCCACACCAAAGGGCAAAGCGGCCGCACUGCUCGGCACGGCCAAAUCGGAAGACAGUGCCGUAUCGAAUCAGGCACCCAAGUACCCGAUGGGCGCAACGCUUGCCAAAGCGGACAGCAGCGAUAUGGUCCUAUCGGCUGGAAGCAAAUCGGCGAUGAAUCAAAACACAGGCACCACGGCCAACGCUAGCAGUCGGCGCAUGAAAACGACAAAUCUCAGCGAGGAGCAGCUGGUUGGUGGAAGUUCCGGUUCCGCUGUCAGCUACCAUCCCGGCACCGGUCUGACGCGUCGUGGCCCGGUCGGUUCCAGCAAUCCCAGUGGCAGUGGUAACACCAGCAGCAGCACUAGCGUCGGUGGCGAUACGCUCAAACGUCGCAACUCGGAUCCAACCAACAAAAUCCCGCUGCUGGAGGUGAACCGCGGCAACGAUAUGUACCAGUCGAGCACGCGCAUCAACAUCGCCGGGCACCAGUUUCGGAAGGUGCAGCGUAUCAACAAGGCGGAACGGUGCGCCUGCUGUCAGGAGAUCGAUUCGUUCGUGAACGAGGGCUACCGGUGUCUGGACUGCAAAGUGCUGGUGCACACCAAGUGCAUCCAGAACGGUGGCAUCAAAUCGCUACAGUGUGCGGCGGCCAAGCGGUCGAAGCGCAUUCGCACCGGUGGUGGUGGUGCCGGCGGUGGCAGCGGAAUCGGCGGCUCGAGCAAACACGACAAGCAUCAUCCGAUCGGGGGCGGUUCCGCGAGUGGCCAGAAGAUCUCGUCCACACGCGAGUACACCGACUCGACCGACAAGAUCAUCAGCGAUGCCAAAGAGCUGCAGCUAAUGCAGGACUUCAUCACGCAGAAGAUCUGCAAGAUGGAGAACGACUGCGAGAAACCGUCGGAGGUGGAUCGCGUGUUUAAGCAGGCACUGCGCGAGUUCAAGGACAAUCUGGUCGCACAGUACAGUGUGGCCCACCGGCAGAACUCGGACGUGCUGAACAUCAAGUACCGCGAUCUGAUUGCCAACUUCGAGCAGGUGAUCGAAACGACGUCCGGGCGCAAAAACGAUUUCCCGCUAACAAUGGGCGUGAACGCGUUCCGUGGCUUUAUGAACGAGUUUAUGAACUCGCGCGAAACGGAAAAACCGAAAACGAAACGAAAGAAGGAUAAGAAACGAAAACACGACGAUCAUACCACGUUCAAUGGACAUACAUUCCAGCUAACGAUACUCAACAUUGCGACGGCAUGCGAAAUAUGUCAACAGUUUCUCCUGUGGCCAAUCGAGCGUGGACUGGUGUGCCAAAACUGUAAGCUAACCUGCCACAAAAAGUGCUACCAAAAGUCAGCAUCGUGCAACAAGAUCGCCAACGCUGAUCCAAACUCAUUGCUCGGUGCUGGUGGCAGCGGUUCGGCCGUGGUAGCCGGCGGUUGCGGACCGGACGGCCAGCCCCUGUACGGUGGUGGCAUUCCGACGAAGCUUUUCGGCGUACCGCUAACGGCACUCUGUGGCAGCAAUAGCGAUGGCGUUAAGAUACCGGCCCAGAUCACCAAGCUGAUCAUGAUGAUCGAAAUGCACGGUCUGUACUCGGAGGGCAUCUAUCGGAAGAGUGGUGUUAGCUCGAAGAUCAAGGAUCUGAAGGCCAAGAUGGAUCGUGCGGUCACGAGCGCGGAUGGUGGCGGUGGCGAGAUGGACUUUGAAUCGUACAACGUGCACGUGCUAACGAACGUGCUGAAAUCGUUCCUGCGCGAAAUGCCCGAACCACUGCUGACGUUCGACCGGUACGAUGAUUUUCUGCGCGCGGCCGAUCUGUCCGAUGGUAGCGAUCGCGUGCAGACGCUGCUGUCGCUGGUGAAGAAGAUCCCGCCAGCCCAUCACUGUCUGUUCGAGCGAUUAAUCUUCCAUUUGGCGCUGGUGGCGAAGCUGGAACAGUACAACCGCAUGUCGGCCAGUUCACUGGCGAUUGUGUUUGCGCCGUGUGUGCUCCGCACCAAUCGGUACGUACCGGCGCAGGACAGCCUGAACGAUAUCGGCCGUCAGACGAAGUGUAUGGAAACGCUCAUCACGCAGAAGAUGCUAAACGUGAAGAGUACACUGGCGGACAUUGAUACGCUUGACACGGCCGCUCACACGGCUACGGCGCGACUCAGCACACUGCGCAGCAGCAAGGUGUUCACGCACGAGGAGAUGGCAAAUGCACGCGGUAGCAGCGGACUGCCGACAGGUGGGCUGCUCGAAACGGAAACCGAGGAGAUGCUGCUAGAGGGCCAUAUACAGGAGAUACGAAAGGAGAAAGCGCUGCUCACCUCGACGCUGCCGAGUUUGGCGCGCGCCAGCUCGGAUGACGAUCUGCUUUCGACCGAUCUGGACGGUGAGGGUGGCAGUCUGGACGAUUUGAGCAACAGCAAGGAGAAAGACCUCGACGUAAGCAGUAGUGGUGGUGGAGGCGGAGGAGGCAAUAUGAUUAGUGACAGUGGCAUCUCGAUACGCUACCAGGCACCCUCCGAUCACGGCGGUAGUAGUAAUGUUAGUCUUAAUAAUGACGUCCCGAUGGCUGUGAGUUAUUCGUUACGUGAUCAGAGCGGAGCGGGAGGCUCGGGAGGUAGUGGUGGUGCGUUAGCCGGAGUGGACUACUUCCAUAAGAUGGGUUCGUCGUCUAGUGCGACCACGGGUGCACCGGGUGUGAAGACGAAAUCCCUCUCCCACCAGACACUGCUCGAGCGGGAAGCCUUCCUUCGCGGCAGUGGGUCCACGUCCGCCUCCUCGCCCCAGUCACCAACGGCCGCAACAUCCGUGACUGCCUCUUCCACGCCCUCGUCCUCGGCAUCGGCACCAUCGAUGAUAAAGUCGCAGCAAAAUGGCAACGGCACAAUCGGUGGCGGUGCUGUAGGUGAUCGUGUUGGUUCGAGCGGGUGCAGUGGAACUGGCGGUGGAUCGUCGGGGGGUAACGGUAGCGGAGCGAUGGCACCGACGGCAAACAGUGCCGGCAAACGGGCCGAUAUCAAUCUGAGCCACUCGAUGAUAACACUCUCCACCACGUCGCACAGCCUGGGUGGCAGUACGACCAGCAGCAGCAGUAGUAGCGGUGUCGGCGGAAGCACUGGCAGCACCGGGAGUGGUAGUGACCUGCAGCGACAGAAGCCGAUCAUCAUCCGGAGCGUGUCCGGUGGGUACGAGGUAGGCCAUCAUCACGGCUCUACAUCGACAGUCGGUUCCGGUACGACGAAUCCGGCGACAAACCACCGGAUAUUGAUACAGGGUUCACCAGCACUGCCGAUCACGUCCGGUGCAGCAACCAUCACGACCACCCCGUCCGGUUCCGGUGCUACCUCUACGUCCGCUUCCAGCUCUUCCAUCAACUCCACGAACCUGCACGCGAAAGACAAUAAUGGGAUGGGAAAGGAGGGUAGUGGCGGUGGCGGUAUGUCAUCGUCGUCGUCGGGCAGCACCGCCAAACUCGUGUCACGCCGGAUGUCCGCCGGUACCAACAAACGAUCUGGUGGUGGUGGUGGUGGUGGUAGUAGUGGAGGCGGUUCGAGUAGUGCAGCCGGUGGACCGGGACCGCCCGCCGGAGACGACGAACCAAUCAUGGUUUGAAAUGUACAACAGAGCAGAAUGCACGGUCCGCCGACCGCACGGUAUGCAAAGCGAACGUCGCUCGUUUAUGUCAUUGGCAGAGCGGAGCGUGAUCGGUACGAUCGAUAAAACGCGGGUGUCAUAGUGCAGCAUUAGGAAGAACACAGCACACAAACCUCCCCUCAAACACAUCUUAAGCUUAAGUCACGACAGUAAUAAUCCUAGUUUGAAAAAGUCUCCGAAGGAACGGAACGGGUGGUGGAUGACCCGUCAAAAGGCUGGCUGACUGAGCCACGCACACACCGACACACACAUAAAUACAAACACACGCUUAGCAAAGCAAACAGUUAGUCAGCGGCGAAUCGAACGAUCGGCAAACAGGUCUCCACGGAUUUGUGCAUUGAAAGGCAUCUCCGUUUAUUAUCGUUUUUUUUACAUUAAUUAAUUUAUAACAAUCAAUCAUAUGACACAAAUACAACCACACACACACACACACACACACAAACACACAUACACACGGUAGAAUAGAAUGGCGAAAUGAAACUGACAAAACUGAUGCGAAUGAAUGUGUGGGAUGAACUUUGAAUACUCCAAAAAACAAAAAAGCGAAUGCGCAAAAACGAGUGCGCAAUUUAGUCUGCUUUGUUUGUUUCUCUGCCACAAAUCUCCACUUCCAGCUUCUGAGAUGUGUUCGGGCUGGUGAUGAUGGUGUACAUGAAUGUUACAAUACAAAAGCAAAAACUGGUUAGGGAAGAACACUUUUUUCCUUACGCGGAGGAAUGUAAAGGUGAAAGCAAAUCUAAAACGAACGUAAACAGGAAUCACAUUGUGUUAGAACAGAUAACCAAUGGAGGGGAUAAUCUAAAAGUAUGCGGUUUCCGUGCGGUUUUGAAUUAAUUUUUGGUAAUUCGAAUCCAAUCGAACAGACGCAUCAAAUGAGUGACAGAGCGACAUAGGAAGAGCACUUGAAUUUAGAUGUAGUGGACCUAAGCUACAAAUAGCGAUCAACGAGUCAUACGGUGUUGUGUCCAAGAAACCGCGAUCUUCGCACGCGAAACCUUUUUGUUUUACAAUUAGUGCAACGCCAAACCAACAAAACCGCCCUCCCUUGUUAUUAUUUGCGAGUAGUAGUAAUAGUAGUAGAAGUAGUGCUAGUAGAUAGUCCCGCCCUUUAUGGUCAGACGGUGACGGUGUGGUAUCCGAUAACGCACAUCUUUCAAAACAUGGUGUCCAUUUUUCGGGAUGAAAUCUCGAACGCUUCCCCCUCGAUUCGUUUACCUUUCCCAUGGCGGUUAAGACCCGAUUACGGUCUGUAGAGACCACCGCCAAAUAGGUGGGGAACAAAUUUAAGAAUAUGCGAGAGAUUAACUUAUGUUCUUUUCUUCUAGUUUUGUGUACUACUCGCUGUGGUUUUUUAUAAUUUUGUCGUUGGCAAUCACACGGCGUGCGUAAAUGAAUGCUGAUGAACUCUUAGACAGAGCAAUAUAGUAUAUACACUCACACACACACACACAUGUAAACUUAUGAUUAUAAAUAUGUAAAUUUAAUUCCUUCCUCAUUUAAGUUGUACACGUUGGAGCGAGUGCCGCCGGCGAACGAACCCUUCCGGCCUCGGUUCCCUUUCCCCCCCCUGCUCAGCGCUUCCAAUCCGAUUCCCGUGGGGAAAAUGGGGGGCAGGAAAGAGAGAAAGGCGAAAAAAGUAGAAACCGAAUGGAAUCUGUGAAUAAUAAUAUUACGUGUCUCGACAGGAUCAUGCGAUCAUUGCUUAUCAUAUAUAUAUAUACAUAAUUAUUAUAUCGUUUUCUUUCCUUCUCUGAAUCUUGUUGUUUUGCCUCCGUCUAUCCCUCGGUUCCAGCUUGAGAUGUUAGGCAACAUAAAAAAUUGCAAGCAGCAGCCAGGCAGAGGAGUAAAACAGAACACUGUUUCCCAUAUUUCCAGUACUGAAGCGAAGCGAACCGGUGGGAAGCGAACAAUUAAUUUAAUAACACGAAACCCCGAAGCAAGAGAGAAAAGAAAUCGGUUCGGCUGCUCACAUGUUCUGAAUGUUGUUGCAAAAGAGUACCGUAAACCACCAGACUAAUAUUUAAACACAAACAUGGCCAAACGAAGCGCAUACGAUGCAGGUGUGUCUCGUUCUACGCAAGCUUCGGAUGGAUAAUCUGGAUAACAGGGGAAAAAGCAAACAAAACCACCAUCCUCGGUAGACAGAAAUAAGAAGAAAUUAAACCAAUUAUAUUUGUUCGUUUUGUUUGAUUUUAUUUCCUAUUUUUA